Aspergillus novofumigatus IBT 16806 is the source of this 508-nucleotide messenger RNA. RefSeq lists its product as uncharacterized. Lineage: Eukaryota; Fungi; Ascomycota; Eurotiomycetes; Eurotiales; Aspergillaceae. The coding region runs from base 101 to 442 and encodes 113 amino acids. The transcript has a single exon. The record is from RefSeq and is a predicted model, not a curated record.
UUUUGUGAAUCCGUGGGUCGUCGCACAUCUGCCCUCUGCCCCUAUUGGCAAAGUUAGGACGGGGGGAGAUACCCGGCCGCAGGGGAAGCAUGGAGAAAGCAUGGGAUGGAGAGAAUCAGGCAGAUUACCGGAACGCGUAUUCCUAGCGACGGCUUCUUGUUCGCACAUUGCUCUUUUCUUUUGGCAGGUGUCUGAAACGGUGUUCCGAGCACCAUUAUAUAUAGUGAACAGGAUGAGGUCUGUGGCUGCAAGUAUAGAGCGCGAAAUUACCAAGGAACUUGGACUGCUGCCACUAGGUGGCGUCCGCUUUAGAGGAAACAAGUCCCGCAAUUAUGUACUCGCGCGGGGCAGCCCACCUACAGGGCUUUCACCAUCAUUGCUGGAUUCGAAUAGUCGAAUCACGAGCUUUCUCGUCUGUGUGGAAUGCAUAAACAACUCGUGAGACAGAGAAGAAUGCGAGGUGUUGUGGCGAAUGUUGGACGCUCGGACCUCUGCGAGAGGUAAACAG